Messenger RNA from Sycon ciliatum, 2145 nucleotides. RefSeq lists its product as uncharacterized. The record is from RefSeq and is a predicted model, not a curated record. NCBI's taxonomy places the organism in Eukaryota, Metazoa, Porifera, Calcarea, Leucosolenida, Sycettidae. Bases 258 to 1319 code for a protein of 353 amino acids. The transcript is spliced from 4 exons.
GUCAUUUUGAAAUAAUUGUCUCUGGCGAUCACUGAGUAUCACAGUAUCCUCAGUGCUAUCGUCAUCCAACUAUAAUAUCAGAUCCGGGAAAUCCGCCAAUGUCUUCCAUUUUACUCCUGGGGAAGUGAUUUCGUGGCACACUACAAGUAGCACCUCGUGGCCGUAGACUACAAUUUUAAAUUAUAGUCAGUUUCAGGCGAAUAAGAGAUAUUUCUCGCAACAUAUGGUGUGUAGUCCCGGGCUUAUUAUCCGUGCCAAUGGCAAGUGUGUUCGCCAGCAGUCAUUUACUGACUGAAGCACCAAGGGUUGCAGUUCGGUUCGAGCAGGAUGAAGGCAGAACUUUGAGAGAAAUUCGGCGGCAGUUCGGAUUAUUUGAAGCUGAGCUGCGGGAAUUGAAUAGUCCUGGUCGUCAAGCGAACCGCACCAAUCCCGAUUACGCAGUUGAGCGUGGCAAAGAAUAUGAGCUGGUUGCUGCCACGAAAAAUAGAGGCUGGUCAAAAGAUACAUGCCGUAAUGCAUCUCAGCUAGUGAUGCAAGCAAUUAAUAUCCCAUCGGAUUGCUGGCAGCGGCCAGUGGAGGUAGUCAAUAACUCAGUCAGUGUGCUCAUGCUGCUAGUGUUUCGAUUGUUUCGACUGGUGAUUGCAUCGUGGAUGUUUACGCUGGGACUCGCCUCCACUGGGUUUACAUUACCUGUGCAGGGUUUGUACCAUUUGUUCAGCAUGGCGUUGCGUGUCCUUGCUCCGGAGUACUCAGCCGACCUUCCACCUCUACGGCACACCCCGCAGUUCAUGUUCAUCUCCUUCAGCUGCUUCUUGGCACUGAUUGGCUCGUCGUUUGUGUUUAUGAUGCUGUUGAUGUCCCUAGUCUCUCAGGCGUUCAUUUGCGUGCUGGAGUUACUAGUCCGCUCCAUGGCCAGCCUGACGUGGGUCAUUGCCGUGUGUCUCGGUGGUAGUGGCUUCAGUGCCCGCAAGCGCAUUGACCUGCUCUUCUUCCUGGUCAGCCUGCCAUGGCUCAACGGCGUGGUAUUCAUGAGCGCCGAGUUCAUGUCCCGCCUAACCUACCUUCUCGCGACCUACUUCUUGAUGCUCAGUCGACACAAGCUGGCUACGCUAGUGUCUCUGCGACCGGCUGGCUCCCCGGCUCACAGACCUGCUCUCAUACAGUAUGUGUUGGUGUGGGCUUUCCCAGCAGUGUGUCUCUUAGUUCAUCAUUACCAUGGGAGAAUGAGUGCGCUCUAUGCAUGCUGGUCAUUGCUUGGGCUCUCAUUGCUCGUCCCCUUCCUCAUAGACCGUGAGUCAUGGAAUCCGCUGGGCUCAUAACUAUUGCCCAUCACACUAAAGUGUGUUUGAUUGGGAAUUUGCUUGAUGGGACAUCUACAUGUAUGUGUGUGUGUGUGUGUGUGUGUGUGUGUGUGUGUGUGUGUGUGUGUGUGUGUGUGUGUGUGUGUGUGUGUGUGUUUGUAUGUGCAUUUCAAGUAGGAAAGUGUGUGUGUGUAUGUGAAUUUGUGUGUAGUUUUGUAGCUCCAAGACUUUUCUGCUAGUGUCUUGCCGGCUGUGCUGUACUUCAAGUUUCUUGGUCCACGGCUUAAUAUCUUAGCUUGUCCUCCUGGCCCACAGCUUGCUGGUAGCGUAGCCUUUAGCCUUCUGAUCGCCUUUUUUAAAAUCUCAAGCUGCCGGUGCGGUGUUAUUUGUUUCUUCUUUUAUAUCCAGCCAGGGUUCUUAUCAUUGGUUUUAGUUUGAUCCUCAACACAAGUCCUACAUUCUGCUCAUUUCAGAAAGAAGUCGCUGCUUCAGCAUUAUACCUAACCAGCAUGCUCAUAUCCCGAAAGAAACUCUUCAAACACAACAAUUCUUCUCAUCUCCUAACAUAUUUUACCUUGCCUCCUGAUCCUGGACGCUAUUCAAAAUUUAUACUGAAAAAACGUUUUUUAAAUGUUUUUGUUCUGACACUAGUGGUGUGGUGUCCUGCUGUACUAUGAUUAACUAACUCUUACCGAGCUGAGCGAGAACUGUACAGCAUGUAUUUGCCUGGAUCACCUUUCUGCGUCUGGCAUCAUCCUAUUAGGCUUUUCUUUGAUUUUAUCUUAAAUUAAUCUGACUUAAAAUAUCAGUGUGAGAGCUAGUACAAGUUUUAUGUACUCAGGAA